Cyclopterus lumpus (lumpfish) is the source of this 5745-nucleotide messenger RNA. RefSeq names its product potassium intermediate/small conductance calcium-activated channel, subfamily N, member 3 (gene kcnn3). Gene Ontology annotation, biological process: potassium ion transmembrane transport. The record is from RefSeq and is a predicted model, not a curated record. Lineage: Eukaryota; Metazoa; Chordata; Actinopteri; Perciformes; Cyclopteridae. Gene Ontology annotation, cellular component: neuron projection; plasma membrane; neuronal cell body. Gene Ontology annotation, molecular function: small conductance calcium-activated potassium channel activity; calmodulin binding.
AUCAGGGGAGACAGUGAGUUGUAGAUUGAGUGGAAGUCGGUGGAGCUACACAUUCAAUCACAGACUUCCCUGCUCGUCUGAUGUCUGUUACUUAACGUUUGCGGUAUUUUUCUGCCGGUUUUCCUGUCGCUGCACAUCUUUGACGUGCAGCCACAGGUUGACCGAUUUAAUCCCGUCCCUAUGGAUUAUUGCUCUCCAUCUCUAAGCGAUUGUCACUGACGAAAUCGAAAUGGGCCCCGUCGAAAGAUCCCCGGUGAUUGAGAAAGAAACGAACUGAUCCCAUCAAGUGGAGCGGAGACGGAGGCAACGUCUGUGGGGAGCGACGCACAAUUUAGCGACACAAGCGAGGGACCUGUGGAGGGACCAUAUGAAAGGAGGCCAAGCAAAAAGAUGACGGGAUGGCCGUGACAACAUGAAAAAGAAAAAGUGUUGUGGUCUAUUUUCAUCCAGCCAGUGAUUCAACACAACUAACCUGGGGGACAGGGACUGAGAGAGAAAAGGUAGAAGACAGGUGCGUGGCCACAUCUGUGACCAUGGAGCCUCCCCCCUCUCUGAGCUUGGCUCUGCUCGGAGGGAGUGAGGAUGAGGACCAGCGCUUCCUCCUUCCCCUGGGUAGUAUAUCCCAUCCCUCCACCGCAGGCAACCAGCCAGGAUCAAACCACUCCAACCGCAUGGGAGGAUCAAGCCUUGAUCGUCUAAAUGGCAGCACCCCGUCCCCGUCCGCUACCACGCCCAAUUUGCUUCCAGCAUCACUCCCCAAGUUGCCCCUGUCAUCCUCUGGAUCCCAGCCUCUACCCCCACCCAUCCCCAACGCCCUGCACCCCACCAGCACCCCGCUCUCCUCCUGCCUGGGCUCACAGCUCAGCCUCAACGGAGACAACCCCCCAGGGUACAACGCUCUCUAUUACUCCUCCCAUUCGCCCUCCAUGGAACGGGAGCGUGACAGGGAUAGAGAGAGGGGCUGCAAACACAGACAGGCCAGCCCUCUGGUUCACCGUAGGGACAGUAACCCCUUCACGGAGAUCGCCAUGAGCUCCUGUAAGUACACAGGCGGGGUCAUGAAGCCCCUGAGCCGCCUCAGUGCCUCCCGCAGAAACCUCUCGAAUCAGACAGCAACAGCGAAACCAAAGAGGGUGGCGUUUCAGCUGUUGCCGGGGCAAUGGCAACUGGGGGUCAUGACCGACAGCAUGAAGCCCCACCCACCUCUGGUGGCCCAGUCCUCUGCCAAUCAGCCCCUAAUUCAGAGCCCUCCAGAGAUUGUGAUUUCAUCCAGAGAAGACUCGCCGUACCCCACAGCAGGGUAUGACAUCACUGACUCCACUUCCAACCAGAUGUCCAUCUAUCACCAGAACCACGCGCUGGUGGAGAGCAGGCGGGCACAGUCAGUGAGGGGCAGCAGGCAGUCAGGGAUCGGGGCAGUGGGGUCCGGGGCCAGAGGCAGCACUUCCAAGGUCUCCAAACGGAAGCACCAAAACAUUGGCUAUAAACUGGGGUAUCGCAGGGCACUGUUCGAGAAGAGGAAGAGGCUGAGUGACUAUGCCCUCAUCUUCGGGAUGUUUGGCAUCGUCGUCAUGGUGAUUGAGACGGAGCUGUCGUGGGGCGUGUACACCAAGAGCUCGAUGUAUUCUCUGGCCCUGAAGUGUCUGAUCAGCCUGUCCACAGUCAUUCUGCUGGGCCUCAUCAUAGCCUACCAUGCUCGGGAAGUUCAGCUGUUUGUCAUCGAUAACGGAGCUGACGACUGGCGCAUCGCCAUGACCAUGGAGAGGGUCCUGCUGAUCAGUCUGGAGCUGCUGGUGUCUGCGGUGCAUCCGGUGCCAGGGGACUUUAAGUUUCAGUGGCGGGCGCGGCUAGCCUUCUCGUACGCGGCGUCGCAUGCCGAGGCCGACCUGGACAUGGUGCUGAGCGUGCCCAUGUUCUUGCGCCUCUACCUCAUCGCCAGAGUGAUGCUCCUGCACAGCAAACUCUUCACAGACGCCUCCUCCAGGAGUAUAGGGGCCCUAAAUAAGGUGCAUUUUAACACACGGUUUGUAAUGAAAACCCUCAUGACUAUCUGCCCUGGGACGGUGCUGCUGGUCUUCAGCAUCUCUCUGUGGAUCAUCGCUGCCUGGACCGUACGGGUGUGCGAGAGGUAUCACGAUGCACAGGAUGUGACCAGUAACUUUCUGGGAGCCAUGUGGCUUAUCUCCAUUACCUUCUUGUCCAUCGGCUACGGAGACAUGGUUCCUCACACCUACUGUGGCAAAGGAGUCUGUCUGCUCACCGGGAUCAUGGGUGCAGGCUGUACGGCUCUGGUGGUUGCCGUGGUAGCCAGGAAGCUGGAGCUGACCAAGGCCGAAAAACACGUACACAACUUCAUGAUGGACACGCAACUAACCAAGAGGAUCAAGAAUGCAGCGGCUAACGUGCUGAGAGAAACCUGGCUCAUCUACAAACACACCAAGAUGGCGAAAAAGAUCGACCACUGCAGAGUCCGCAAACACCAGCGGAAGUUCCUCCAAGCUAUACAUCAAUUACGCAGUGUGAAAAUGGAGCAGAGGAAACUCAGUGAUCAGGCCAACACACUCGUGGACCUCUCAAAGAUGCAGAGCGUCAUGUAUGAGCUCAUGUCAGAGCUCAACGACCGCAGCGAGGACUUGGAGCGUCAGAUGCUGUCCCUGGAGCAGCGGGUCGAGCAGCUCACCGCUGGCUUCAACACCCUGCCCGCCCACCUCUCAGCCACCCUCAGCGCCCAGCACGCCGCCCUGGUCCACUUGCUAAGAGAGAGGGAUGCGAGGGACGGGAGAGGGGGUUUUGGAGGAGGUGCUGUUGUCCCAAUCGCCCCAGUUGUGUCUUUAACCGCUGCACCAGCUUCAGUUUCCUCAAUCCAGGUUGCGUCUCCAGCGCCGCCCCCAUCCCAGGUUCCUACUUUGGCCUUGGAGGCCCCUGUGUCGCCCCCACCCCUGAGCUCAGAGGGGAGCCUGGAGGCUAGUCCCAACAGCAACACCUGCCCUUCUAGCUGCUGAAGACAGCUCUGAGGACCAGGAGAGGACCAAUAUGGAAAGAACAUAGGGAGGGGGAAGGAGAGAAACGUGAGGUGAUCCUCUGAAACUACAAUCUAUGAGGGUGGGUUGAGGAGGGGACUAUGAGGAGAGAUAAUAGGAUUAAGAUGGAGGGCCAGUAUGAACGAUGAGACAUGUUAAGGACUUUGGGGCGCUUUUCUUGACAAGGGGAGGAGAAGAAAAAUGGAGACUCUAAAAGGUGUGAGGGGGAGAAAGAUUGUCAAGAGUGUGAGGAAUGGAGGUAGAAGGGAUGAUGAGGGGGAAGGAGAGAGGAGGAGAAAUAACGAGGAAUAAUUAUAUAAACUCAGCGCUCCUAAAUGGAUAACACCCCAAUUACUGAAAAGGGCCUUUUAUUCUCUCUCUCCUUCUCUCCUUCUCUCUCUCUCUCUCUCCCAAUCUCUCUCGCCUUUCUCCCGAUCUCUCUCUCUCUCCCCUUUCUCCCAAUCUCUCUCUCUCUCCCUCUCUCGCCUUUCUACUGAUCUCUUUCUCUCUCCCUCUCUCUCUCUCUCUCUCUCUCCCCCCUUUCUCCCGAUCUCUCUCUCCUUUCUACUGAUUUCUAUCUCUCUCUCUCUCUCUCUCUCUCUCUCUCCCCUUUCUCCCGAUCUCUCUCUCUCUCUCUCUCUUUUCUCCUGAUCUCUCUCGCCUUUCUCCUGAUCUCUUUCUCUCUCUCUCUCUCUCUCUCGCUCUCCUUUCACCCAAUUUCACUCUCCCUUCAUCAGGAAUUAAUGACCAUGACUUUUUAUCCUUAUGAUGUAUUUUCUAUCUGAAUGCUAAUUGUGUGUUAACGAGCAUCCCUUUAACAGAAGAUUCAAUCAAUAUGACCAAGAUAUAAAAAAAUUAAAAAAACUAAUGGUAUGUACUGCACACACACACAUACACACAACUUAUAUUGCUGCAUUAUCCACGCAAUACGAGUUAACCCAGCACAAACAUAAACACACAAUCUUUUACAAUGCAGGCCCUUUUUACACUCACUCAAAGAAAGUGUGCGUCGUAGCCCACACGAUGAUACUAAAGCCUAUACUGCCAAGCACUCAAUGCACUGCCAAGCAAUGUUGACACACUGUAAGAAACGUUCAUCCAAUCGACUUCUCUUGAGUGGGUGUGACCUAAUGCAUAGUUUGACAUGUUAACUUCUCAGUUUGGAGAACCGUAACCGUUCACUGUACGACACAAAUUACAGAUGAAGCUGAAAUAAGUUGGUACGACACUGAGGGACACGAGUCAUCGUGACUCCUGUUUGUGACAAAGAUGACGCAGAUGAUAAAAUAACCGAACACAACUACAGCAGGACUUUUUUAUUACUGCGUUUAUUGAAUUACAGAUUGGGUUGAACCGAUGUGUACUUGUAGGUUUGCUGUACUGAAAUUAGACUUUUGAGUGAAAUGCUGAGAGUUUCAUUUUAUUUCUGUUUUAUGUUACUUGUGAAAAAGAAUAGUUGUAUCAAGUGCGUUAAUACUGAAAUGUUUGUCCGGAGAAAGAAUAGAUUACAAAACAAAUAUUGGCAUUUCAAUCUGGGUGAUUAAUUGUUGAAGAAACACAAGACAGAGCUUAAACAUCUGCAUUUGGUGACUGUUCAGGUAAAAUACCAGUUGAAACAUUCUCCAUCAAUAACAAAUGAUCUGCUUAUUAUUUUACUUGUCAUUGGACUCAGAUGACUGGGAUGCUGUCGUAUCUAUUGUUUUGCUUUAAUUCUCUGAUAAAUAGUUUUACUUAAAAUGACUAAAAUGUAGAUUUUUACAUUGGUAAUUCAAUUGAAUUUGAAGUCCAACAAUUGUUUUCGCUAUGUGAUUUAUAAGUUUGUGUGAUUAAUAUUGUUUCACAGUGUACAGUUGUGUCUAUCACUCUUUAUGAAGGGAAGAAGACCUCACUCACUGCAUUCUUUUUCAAGCGUGCAGUCCCAAAACAACGCACUGUUAUCAGGAAUGUAUUCUGUGUAAAGAAAUACACUCAAACCCACUUUCUUGCUCCAUCACUUAAACUGCCGUGCAGACACAGGAACAGACACCUGCACGCACGGACACACGGAUAUACACACACCUCGACAACCAAAGUGCUCUCUCUUAAAUGGACGUUAAUCGGAAGCAGGGAACGCUGCUGUUCGAAGGGACAAAAGAUAGCAGGAGGCGUUGCAGAUAUCUUGACAAUAUUUCUGAGGGAAUGACUGAAAAUGGGUAUGGACUUGUUACAGUGCUGUACAUGGACUGCUCUUCACUGAUUUAAAACAGAUCAAGGUGGACAAUGGAUGAACACAAAUAAACCUUAUAAAGGAUUGAUGGCCAUGAAGGAACAGCUGUUUAUAACAUAAAUAAAACAUAGAAAGAAAUACUUAGGUAUAUCUGAGAGCAAUUAUAAUGGCGUGAUGGGAAAGAGACAAGCCUACCCAUUGGAGACAAUAUCGAAAACUGUCUUAUAGCGACACGCUGUGGCCAGAAUAUGAAUUACAUACGCUUGGAAUAUUGUCUAGUAUGCUGUUAACGAAAUCUAGCUUUGUAUUGCUUAGUCUUUUCUACCAUUAGGAUUAAACACAGUUAUAUCUGAUAUCUAUUAUUACUAAACUAUAGUAUUCUUCUCAUUCGUCAUGACAAUUAUGAUAUAUGUAUUAACAAUGCGUUAAAUAAUUUUGAACAAGGAAAGUGCCGUUUGAGGUUGAAAUUAUUUUGUAAUUUUUAUUUUAUCAGAGAGAAUUAAUAAACUAUAUAUCUAU